AUGUUUCCGGUGCGUGUAGUGGUUGAAUCUGUUCGACCACAACAUUGCCUCACGUGUGCACGUGAUGGCCAUAUGCUAGUUGAUUCUUACGCUAUUGUUUCCGGUGCCACGUUGCUCAGUCAACUAGUUGAUACUGUAUUAAGUGCUUUGGGUAUGCCACAAUUAGCAGUAAAUUCUAAAGUUGGAUAUCCAUUCAUCCACUUUAAUCCCAUACAAAUUUUGAAGUUAGAAGGUUUACUGGCAUAUUUAGUUAUUUUCAAUGGCAAAUAA
Thelazia callipaeda (thelaziosis nematode) is the source of this 270-nucleotide messenger RNA. NCBI's taxonomy places the organism in Eukaryota, Metazoa, Nematoda, Chromadorea, Rhabditida, Thelaziidae. The record is from the annotation of a GenBank genome assembly.